AUGAGAACCGUAGACUGGAGUGAUCUCUCGAACUGGCGCAAGGCAUGCCUUGCAGUGUUUGCGGUGCUUGUUGUUGCAGCAGCGCUCACGAUCUCACUCAUCGUGACACAACAGUCCGACACCGAGCAGACAUAUCCUCAAGAGGCAGAUGCAUCCAACAACACCGCAUCUAACAUCUCCACCGACAACAAAUUCGCAGACAACAACGCUCAGGAACUCGCAACGCUUCAACCGAAGCCACUGUUCUUCUUCCUGGGCGACUCGAUCACGGAGGAGGCUAUCGACCCAGCGAAGGGCGGCUACAUUCCGCUGCUGGUGAACAAGGUGUCACGUUCGGCCGAUGUCGUCGCUCACGGACUGUCGGGCUACACGACAAGGUGGGUGCUCAAGUACGCGAUGCCAGUCGUCGAGGAUGAAAUCAAAAGCCACACGUUCACCCCAACGCUAGUCACGAUCUGGUUCGGAACCAAUGACGCCGUCAUAAUGAACGGUAGCAGAGCAGAGAAGCACGUCCCGGUCGACUCGUACAAGGAGAACCUGGUUGAAAUCGUGCGCAGAUUCCAGACACUGGUCCCUGCCGCCGAUAUCCUGUUGGUCACCCCACCGCACGUUGACGACGCCGCCCAACUCAAACAUGCAGAGGAGGAUACAGGGAAGUGGAAUGGUGUAGUGGAUCGAUCCAACGCCCGAUCGGGGAUGUAUGCUCGUGCAUGCGUCGAAACGGCCAAGGCAAUCGACAUUCCCGUGCUAGACUUGUACUCGUACUUCAACGCCAUGAACGCGUCCACACGGAAUGCGCUGCUGUGGGACGGGUUGCACUUUAGCCCGGAAGGGCAUGAGAUUGUGGUAGAGCUGUUCCUCAACAAAACGCAAAGCGAGUUCCCCGCCGUAGCCAAAGCGCUCGAUUCCUGGAAGAUCAUAAGUUCCAGCGUGUUGUCCGAGAGGGAUCCAUGGGUACCACCAAGCAGUACGAACGAGACGGCGAGUUAGUAUCUAUCUUUGAGUGUUAUAGUCCUAAUUCAUCACGGAAGUAGAAAGUUUGUUGACUAACUACAGUAGAUCGGAGAUAUCAUUCAUACCAAGAGCGUGAAUUGAACGUC
Phytophthora sojae is the source of this 1100-nucleotide messenger RNA. RefSeq lists its product as hypothetical. The transcript is spliced from 2 exons. NCBI's taxonomy places the organism in Eukaryota, Oomycota, Peronosporomycetes, Peronosporales, Peronosporaceae. The coding region runs from base 1 to 990 and encodes 329 amino acids. The record is from RefSeq and is a predicted model, not a curated record.